AUGAAUUUAUUUGAUGAAUUUUUAAACGCUGUGAAUGAUGUUAAGCUUGGGUUUAUCGUGGCGAUGGUAAUUGGUUAUAGUUUUUACCGUUUUGGCAAGAAAACUAUUCCUAAUACAGUAGAAAAAAAACCUGACGAAGUGGUAAUGGAGGCUAGUGAUAAUGAUGAUUAUAAAAUGGUCUUGGUUGUCAGAAACGAUUUGAAAAUGGGCAAAGGCAAAGUUGCAGCUCAGUGUGCUCAUGCUGCUGUUAGUAAUUACAAAGCUGCUAGAAAACAUCCUAAAAUUUUAGCUGGAUGGGAAGAUUGUGGCCAGAAAAAAAUUGCACUAAAAGUGGACAACGUUGAGCAGCUAGAGGAAAUAGCCAAGAAUGCGAGAGCAGUUGGACUUAUUGCCAGAGUAAUUCAAGAUGCUGGUCACACACAAGUCGAGCCUGGCUCCAAAACAGUCUGUGGUGUUGGUCCUGGUCCUGCUGAUUUAAUUGAUCAAGUAACUGGUCACUUAAAAUUGUAUUAA
Messenger RNA from Cotesia congregata, 513 nucleotides. The record is from the annotation of a GenBank genome assembly. NCBI's taxonomy places the organism in Eukaryota, Metazoa, Arthropoda, Insecta, Hymenoptera, Braconidae.